This is a messenger RNA of Benincasa hispida (wax gourd), 1037 nucleotides long. Its product is annotated as B-cell receptor-associated 31-like protein. Lineage: Eukaryota; Viridiplantae; Streptophyta; Magnoliopsida; Cucurbitales; Cucurbitaceae. The record is from RefSeq and is a predicted model, not a curated record. Gene Ontology annotation, cellular component: endoplasmic reticulum; endoplasmic reticulum membrane. Gene Ontology annotation, biological process: endoplasmic reticulum to Golgi vesicle-mediated transport; intracellular protein transport.
AAAAAGAAAAGUAAAAAAGCAGGUAGGGUAUCAUUGGAUCGAGACUUGAAUAAGGUUUCCACCGAACACCAUUACCAAGGGCUUGAAGGAACGGUCUGUUGCUGACGGACUCGCAAUCGACGAUGAUUCAGCUUCUCUUUACUGUAAUCGCAGCCCAAAUGGCUCUGAUUUUGACUCUCCUCUUCAGGACGCCUCUCAGGAAGCUUGUGAUCUUGAGUUUGGAUCGUCUUAAGCGCGGAAAAGGCCCAAUCGUCGUUCAAACAAUCGCCGGAACUGUCUUUGUUGUGCUUCUUUCUAGCGUCUAUAGUAUGGUUAAGAUCCAGAAUCGAAUGGUUGAGGCUGGUGAGGUUAAUCCCACGGAUCAGGUCCUUAUGUCUAAUCACUUGCUUGAAGCUUCUCUCAUGGGGUUUUUGUUGUUCCUUGCACUGAUGAUUGAUAGACUACAUCAUUACAUCCGAGAGCUUCGACUACUCCGGAAGACCAUGGAGGUUGCAAAGAAGCAAAUUCGAGCAUCAGAGGAUGCAAGCGCAGAGAAGCUUAAAGCCUUGGGAGAAGAGGCAAUUACCUUGAGAAAUAAAAUAACCAAACUGGAAUCUGAAGUUGAGAUAAAAACAAAAGAAGCCAAUGAUGCAGAAGCGGAAACAGAUGCCUUAAGAAAGCAAUCUGAGGAAUACCUGCUCGAGUAUGAUCGCUUGCUGGAGGACAAUCAGAAUCUCCGGAAUCAGUUGGAGACGAUCGAACAUGGCUCUUCAUAAUCUCCAACGAAACAGGUUGUCGUAAAAUCUUUUUCGCAUUAGGCUUCAGAAAAUAGUGCAUUUAGGCUUCUUUGCUUUGUAUCAAUGAAAUGAAAUUAAGCUGGAAAAUUUAUGGAAAUAUGUUCCUUAGUAAACUUGGUAAAGUAUUAAAUGUGGAAGCUUAAUGCAUUUAGACUACUUUCCAUGGCUGUUUAUUUGUAUGUCUUUUGAAUGUAAUUACAUUGUAUAUGACGUGUGAUCCAAUGUAAUUGAUUUUGGCACUUGCAAAUUCACAGGUGGAAA